AUGAUUCUCUUUGCCUCUGACCUCCGCUCCAUCCCUGUGUCCGCAGUGAACGUCGUGGAGGCGCUCCAGGAGUUCUGGCAGAUGAAGCAGUCGCGCGGAGCCGACCUGAAGAACGGGGCGCUCGUGGUGUACGAGAUGGUGCCGUCCAACAGCCCUCCCUACGUCUGCUACGUCACCUUGCCGGGCGGCAGCUGCUUCGGGAGCUUCCAGUUCUGCCCAACCAAGGCUGAAGCCCGUCGCAGCGCCGCCAAGAUCGCGCUGAUGAACUCGGUCUUCAACGAGCAUCCGUCGCGGAGGAUCACGGACGAGUUCAUCGAGAAGAGCGUUUCAGAGGCCCUGGCCUCCUUCAACGGCAAUCGAGAGGAAGCCGAUAAUCCCAACACGGGGAUUGGCGCCUUCCGCUUCAUGCUGGAAUCCAACAAGGGCAAGUCAAUGCUGGAGUUCCAGGGGCGCGUGCCGGCGCGGCCGUCCCGGGGUCUCCGCGCGGUCCCGGAGGUGCUGGCUCACUACUCCCACCGCGCCCUGGACGACGACAUCCGGAACCAGAUGGCCAUGGACUGGGUCAACCGGGAGCAGAGCAGCCCGGGGGCCCUGUCCCGAGAGCUGGCGUCCACGGAGAGGGAGCUGGAUGAAGCCCGCCUGGCCGGGAAGGAGCUGCGCUUCCAUAAGGAGAAGAAGGACAUCCUGAUGCUGGCGGCCGGACAGCCGGGGAGCCUGCACCCCAACUGCUAG
This is a messenger RNA of Tinamus guttatus (white-throated tinamou), 732 nucleotides long. The record is from RefSeq and is a predicted model, not a curated record. Lineage: Eukaryota; Metazoa; Chordata; Aves; Tinamiformes; Tinamidae.